UUCAUUGACUACUGAAAAGCGAUACUGAAAAGUGAAAAUGUACACAUGCUAAAGAUUCUUCCUUCUAUAGCUUAUCUUUUUAUAUGAAAUUGAUUUGCCUAUACCCGUGCAGAAAUUUUGAUCUGGCCCCGGGCGGAGCCAGACCGGGCUGGGUCGAGCUCAUAUCGGGAUUCCUGGUCGGGGCCAGACCGCGGAUGAACACACGCCCAGGGGUUUCAGCCCAAAAAAUCGGCUCAAGAAGAAUUUGUAGUGUAGUAGGUUGCUCAAAUACGGAGGUAAAAAAUCCGGAACUGCAAUUUUAUUCUUUCCCGGGACACUGGUGGCAAAAAGAGAAAAAACAAUUGUGGAUAGCUGAUGUUCGCAGGAAGCAAUAAUUGUAUUUCAAGUCCAACAGUGUAUGAAUAUCGUAAUUUGGAGAACAGCAACUAAAUAAAUAUUUUAUAGGAUACACCAAUAUAAUAAUAUUAUCCUAUAAUAAUGUAAUAAUACAUUCUAUAAGGGAAUCCAAGUUAUAAUUUCCUAUUUCGAAAUCUAGGACGACCUGGUACGCAUGGCACAAUAAAAGACAAUCAGUCUCUAAAGCUCGAGUACUUAUUCUUUUCUAGAGGAACAGGCACGAAAUUCAAUCCGAUUGUGUUAUUUGCUUUCUAAUUAAAACUGGAAUAACUUUUGAAAAUACCAAAACAUAGGUUUGAGAUCCUGCUCUGAUUUUUGAAAAAUUUAUCAAAAAUAUUACUCGUACCUGCAGACAGAAUUUAUCUUUAGAAUUGUAGAAUACAUGUACCGUGAUUUCAGAUUCAGUAGCAGAUAUCCUUGAACUUCCGAUUCUUUUGUGUUUCGCAUGUUUUUAAAAUUUUGUAACAUCUUUGACAGUGGUAGUAUACUGCUUUUUUUAGAGAAAAAAGCCAACACCUGAUUUCAAAAUAAUAGUAUAUUUAUUAAGUAUUUGAGAAGACUGACUUUUAAAUAUGGAUAAUAAAGCAGAUGAAACAGCUGUUGGAUUUUCCGUUAAUGAAUUUGUCCUCUCAGCGAUUGGACAGUGGCCUUAUCAAAGUAAAUGGAAAAGAAGUAUUUUACGUACCUUUGGCAAUGGUAUUAUGAUUAUAGCCAACUUGUCAUCAAAAAUAAUCAUUUCACAUUCUACCAAAAUGUUGAUACUGCAGUUUGCAGCUUUAUAUGAUGUCAGAAAUGAUUUUGAUGCUGUAAUUGAACGUAUUCCCAUGUGCAUGACUGGCGUAUUCUACUUUAUUAAUUUUUGUACUCUUGUAACUAAAACAACGAAUAUGGGAGCUCUAUUGGAUAAAGUUAAAGAAAAUUUCAAAGUGAUUAAAAAGAGUUCUGUGGAGGAAGAACAAAUUUUGAUCAAAGCUGCUGAGGAAGGAAGAUCUGUUGUUUUUUUCUAUUCUUUUUUACUUGGUAUAUCAACAUUGUUCUAUUGUCUGGUAGCAUUAGUACCGAUUGGCUUGGACCUUAUUAUACCACUGAAUGAAACACGAAAAAGGAAUUUUGUAUAUGAUGCGAAUUACCUUAUUAUUGAUAAGCAUGAACAUUAUUUCUUAGUUUUCAUCCACUCAACUGUUGCAGGAGUUUACUGUUUUGCCAAUGUAAUUGCAUUCGAUACAAUGCUAUACAGUUUUAUAAAACAUAUUUACGGACUCUUUGAGGUUUUAAAACAUCGAUUGAAGAAUAUUUUAAAAAUCAAUGAGAUAAAUCAAACAUAUACUGAAAAGGACCUUAUAAAAAUGGAAAGAAAAACGAUAUCCUGCUUGCAGUUAUACGCUGAAAUCAUUGAGUUCGUAAAUGAAGUCGAAUCAUGUUUUGCGACGUGUUUAACUUUCACAAUGGGAGUUUCAGCGAUGAUCUUAUGUUUUCAAGGAGUGAUGAUAGUGGAAAGAAUUGAUGAACCUGACUUCGUCAUGAGGUUCGCAACGAAUUUUUUAGGUCAAGCUAUUCAUCUUUUUUAUAAUUGUUAUAGUGGACAAAUGCUAGUAGACAGAAGUGGACGUUUUCUAAAUUACAUAUACGAGUCGAAUUGGUACCUCAUGCCUAAAAACCAGAAGAAGCUCUUAUGCAUGAUGUUAUUGAGGAGUAUAAAAGUGUGCAAAGUGACUAUUGGAAACUUCUUCAUUCUCAAUAAUGAGACAUUUGCUAACCUGAUGAAAACAGUUUUCUCGUACUUAAGUGUUUUAAUGUCUGCACGCGAUCAAUAAAAAAUUUGGAAAUAUUUCCUUCCGGUAGGCAAGAUGCUUAAUAAUGAAAUAAAACAACUACUUAGAAUAUUUAGAAA
Molecule: messenger RNA, 2287 nt
Organism: Belonocnema kinseyi
Lineage: Eukaryota; Metazoa; Arthropoda; Insecta; Hymenoptera; Cynipidae
Product: odorant receptor 85b-like
Exons: 11
Coding region: 969-2210 (413 amino acids)
Biological process (GO): sensory perception of smell; detection of chemical stimulus involved in sensory perception of smell
Cellular component (GO): plasma membrane
Molecular function (GO): olfactory receptor activity; odorant binding
Source: RefSeq, a predicted model, not a curated record